AUUGAGUUGAGUUUAUGAUGAAAUUAAGGAAUAACCUUAAAAAACCAACAAAGUUAAACCUCGUAGUCCUAAAACACUACUAUAAAUGGAGAUGCAAGUGAAGAUCUUAUUUACUCAUCUGGCCAACAAUUUUUGACAAUGAAGGCCUAUCUAUGGAAACAAUUCUCCACAAAUUUUUCUUGAAAAUCCAACUGAAAUCAACAUCGUUGAUUCCUUUGUCCCAGAAUCGAAUUUGCUGAUCACACACAUAUAAGAUUCCUCUCACAAACUCACCACCACAAAUACUCACAAUAUCCAUCUCUAUCUUUAUUGAUUUUUCCGAGUCAAAAAAGUGAGGUGAAGAAGAAGACAUGUUUUCUAUUCCAAGUUUGUAUGAUAUGGGGACGUGUUCGGAUUCAUACGACAUUGUGGGAAUGCUGAGUUCGCCCACAAACUCCGACAAUCCAAACCUCAGCCCAAGAUCCAUGGCGGAAGCCAAAGCAGUCGCCGCCAGCAUCAGCCACAAGGAAGCGGAGCGCCGCCGCCGCAAGAGAAUCAACGGCCACAUCGCCACCCUGAAAUCCAUGCUCCCCAACACCAUCAAGACGGACAAGGCGUCCCUGCUGGGAGAAGCCGUGAGGCGCGUGAAGGAGCUGAAGAAGAGCGCGGCGGAGCUGGAGGAGGGGCCGAGCGAGGCGGACGAGCUGAAGGUGUGGCAGUGCGAGAAGACGGGACUGAUGAAGGCGGCAUUGUCGUGCGACGACAGGCCGGAGAUAAUCGUGGACAUGAUAGAGGCACUGAAGGCGGCGGAGGCGAAGGUGGUGAGAGCGGAGAUGUCGACGGUGGGGGGGAGAACCAAGAGCGUGCUGUGGGUAACCCAAAACGACGCCGGAUUGGGCCCGCUGAGGCGGGCGCUGAAAAUGGUCAUGGACAAGUCGACGUUGGAGGCGAGUUCGGGACAGGGAUUGCCGGCCACCAAACGCCCCCGUUACUAUCACUUGUGAACCACCUUCUUCCUUUUUGCUGGGCCCGCCACUGGACAUGUUGUUUUCCAUCACAAACCCAAUCAUCAUUCAUCAUCUAUGUAACUCUUCCCAUCCACUUUUUUGCUCUCGCUAAAUCUACUAAUAUUCAUAUACAAAAUUAAACCACCUAUACUUUGUUUUUUUUAAUUAUGUUAUUUGGUUUGUAAAGUUGGAAACUCUAGCUAUUUCUGGAAUGGGAUCCUGUGAUAUUCAGAUUCCUUGAUGAUUUUUUAGAUGAUAUAUCUAUAUAUUUUUGGAGGGAAAAA
Molecule: messenger RNA, 1270 nt
Organism: Salvia miltiorrhiza (redroot sage)
Lineage: Eukaryota; Viridiplantae; Streptophyta; Magnoliopsida; Lamiales; Lamiaceae
Product: transcription factor bHLH30-like
Exons: 3
Coding region: 351-983 (210 amino acids)
Biological process (GO): regulation of DNA-templated transcription
Molecular function (GO): protein dimerization activity; DNA-binding transcription factor activity
Source: RefSeq, a predicted model, not a curated record